Clonostachys solani is the source of this 2106-nucleotide messenger RNA. The record is from the annotation of a GenBank genome assembly. Lineage: Eukaryota; Fungi; Ascomycota; Sordariomycetes; Hypocreales; Bionectriaceae.
AUGUUCUCUUUUCUUGCACCUCUGCUCCUUUUAACGAGCCCGGCUGUCGGGGCGCUAUCUAUUGCACCGGAUUCCUUUAUUUUGGAAGCAAGAUCUUGUUCGCAGUCUGAAGCUCAGGGGAACGCCUCGACAUGCUAUCCCGAGUACAUCAAGAUCAAUCCCAUAUCUGGGCUUCAGAUCAUUUCUAUUGAAGCCAUCGCUAUAUUCAAUGCCACCACUACCCCAAACUUUCCGAACUCCUUUCCAGCCUCUGCGAACAUCACUGGCAUAAACUACUGCAACGUUACAGUUACCUCGCGGCAUCCAGGAUAUCAGGAAGCUGGUAUCAAGACAUCGGUCUAUCUGCCCCUGAAUAAUUGGAACGAGCGCAUGAUGGGCAUCGGUGGCAGCGGUUUCAGCGCAGGGAAUCAGUUGGACCGGGUUCUGACGCCGCUGUCCCAAGGCUUUGCCACUGUGUCCACCUCGGCCGGAGUUUCCAGGAACACAAUGCAAGAUAGCGCUGAAGUUGCCAACUCAGACUUUUGGGCUCUUCGCAGCACGGGAAACGUGAAUGUUGAGGCUCUGUCGGAUUUUGGAUACCGAGCAUUGGGAGAUGCUGCUGAGAUCGGCAAGUCUGUCAUCGAAAACUUUUACAAGAAGCCAGCCAAAUUCCGUUACUGGAAUGGCUGCUCCACCGGAGGCAGACAGGCACUCAUGCUUGCCCAGCGGUAUCCGAAGGCGUAUCACGGCCUGCUGGGCAGCUGUCCGGCGAUCAACUGGGCGCGUUUUCUCUCCGCCGAUAUCUUCCCUCAGAUUAUCAUGAAGAACAUCACCAAUGGGGGACGAGUACCCGCUCCGUGCGAGUUCCGUGCCAUCACAGCUGCGGCCCUUGAGGCAUGUGACAGUCUAGACGGAGUGAAGGACGGCUAUGUGAUGGAUCCUUCAAAAUGCGAAUUCAAGGCUGCCACGGUCCUAGGCAAGAAAAUCGCAUGUCCCGAGUUACCGAGUGGAAAUACUACAAUUUCUGAAGCUGCUGUGAAAGCGGCCGAGGUCGCAUGGGCAGGUUAUCACACAGUAGAUGGAACUUGGCGAUACUAUGGUGUCAGUCAUACGACCAACAUUACAACAGGUGGUACUUUGCUAGACACAAAAUGCGACAAUACUGGGAACUGCACUUUUUCACCCUUCCCUAUUGCGGCGAACUGGGUGAAGAACUUCUUGAUGAAAGACCUUCAGGCUGACCCCAUGUCGCUCACGCAUAGCCAGUUCGAUCGUCUCUGGCAGCUCUCUGUACAAGAGUGGUCGUCAUUCAUGAGCACGGACGACCCAGGCCUUGACGCAUUUAGAGACACUGGUGGGAAACUCAUGACGUGGCAUGGGCUUGAUGAUAUUCAGAUUCAGGCUGGGGGCACCGAGGAGUAUUACAAGCGCGUCCUGGCGGUGGACCCCAAGGCUGCCGACUACUUUCGAUUUUUCCAAGUGCCUGGAGUGGGACAUUGCUCAGGAGGAUUCGGGGCCUAUCCUGGAACGUCAUUCCAGUCCUUGAUGGACUGGGUGGAAAGAGGCAUUGCACCAGAGACGCUCUAUGGAAAAACCAGCGGUGGGGCAGAACGGCCAAUCUGCCUCUACCCCAAGAAGGUCUCAUACCUUGGUGGCAGGACUGAUAAUAUCAACUCGUUUCAAUGUGUCUACGCUGUUAUCCUCGCUGGGGCUUCAAGUGCCCCCUACCCUCAAGGUCGCCUCAUAGCCAGCACCGCCAAGACACACACGUUUUUCAUCUCUGGUGUUACAUCGCGACGUUCUGAUGGCUCCCUUGGUGGGGUACAGACCGCAAGCGAUGGCACUGUAACUCUGAGCAUCGAGGAACAGACAUCCGCUGCGCUUGAGAAUAUCGACGCCAUCAUCAAACAAGCAACGAAAGGAAAGGGCGGGCUCGAAAAUGUCAUUGAUGUCACCGUCUUUCUCACCAACCUGGGCGCGGACUACGCCGGGAUGAAUAGAAUCUGGAUCAAGGCUUGGCCUAACCGUGAGGGUGCCCCAGCAAGGACCUGCGUGGGUGUUAAGGAGUUGCCGAGUCCAAAUCUCCUGGUUGAACUUAAGGCGACAGCUCUUAUUGAAGACAACUAA